Messenger RNA from Pipistrellus kuhlii (Kuhl's pipistrelle), 1946 nucleotides. RefSeq names its product mucin 1, cell surface associated (gene MUC1). NCBI's taxonomy places the organism in Eukaryota, Metazoa, Chordata, Mammalia, Chiroptera, Vespertilionidae. The record is from RefSeq and is a predicted model, not a curated record. The transcript has 9 exons. Gene Ontology annotation, cellular component: apical plasma membrane. Bases 83 to 1678 code for a protein of 531 amino acids.
GCUGCUGCGCCUCACACGCAGUGCCUGCCCGGAUCUGUUCUGCCCCCUCCCCACCGGGGUCAUUGCCACCAGGACACCAGGCAUGCAGGCCUCUUUCUGCUUCCUGCUGCUGCUAGUCCCAGUGCUUACAGAUCUUCCCCCCACCUCACCCCCAAUAGUUCCUACAACCUCUGGCCACACAAGGCCCACGGGAAGUAAACAGACUGUGACUACCCAAAGCAGCCCAAUGUCCAGGUUCAUUGACAGAAGUUCUGUGAGCACAACCAGCAGCUCACUCCCCAUUCACAGCCCUGCCUCAAGCUCAGCCACCACUCCAGCCACCACUCCAGUCCACAAUGCCACCUCUCCCUUGACCACCAGCCCAGCCUCAAGCUCGGCCACCACUCCAGUCCACAAUGCCACCUCUUCCUUGACCACCAGCCCUGCCUCAAGCUCGGCCACCACUCCAGUCCACAAUGCCACCUCUUCCUUGACCACCAGCUCUGCCUCAAGCUCAGCCACCACUCCAGUCCAUGGUGCCACCUCUUCCUUGACCACCAGCCCUGCCUCAAGCUCAGCCACCACUCCAGUCCAUGGUGCCACCUCUUCCUUGACCACCAGCCCUGCCUCAAGCUCUGCCACCACUCCAGUCCAUGGUGCCACCUCUUCCUUGACCACCAGCCCUGCCUCAAGCUCGGCCACCACUCCAGUCCACAAUGCCACCUCUUCCUUGACCACCAGCCCUGCCUCAAGCUCGGCCACCACUCCAGUCCACAAUGCCACCUCUUCCUUGACCACCAGCUCUGCCUCAAGCUCAGCCACCACUCCAGUCCAUGGUGCCACCUCUUCCUUGACCACCAGCCCGGCCUCAAGCUCGGCCACCACUCUACCACACAAGGGCACUUCUGCCAAGGCUACCACCUCCCCAGUUGGCCAGGGGACUCCAUCCUCAGUUCCCAGCCACCACUCUGAUACUCCGACCACCCCUGCCAGCCACAGAACCACGACGACAGCCAGUACCACCGGUGGUAGCGUAGUGCCCCUCACCUCUUCCAUUCAGAGGAUGUCCUUCUUCUUCCUGCUCUUUCAUAUUUCGAACCUCCCGUUUAACUCCUCCCUGGAAGAUCCCAGCACUAACUAUUACCAGGUGCUGCGGAGAAACGUUACCGAACUGUUUUUGCAGAUUUAUAAGCAGGAGAGUUUUCUGGGCUCCUCUGACAUCCAGUUCAGGCCGGGAUCUGUGAGGGUGGAAUCCAUCCUGGCUUUCCGAGAGGGCGCCACCACUGCCAACAACGUCAAGGCAGGGCUCGUUCAACUCGGAGCAGACAGAUUCCACUGGGACGUCUCAGGAGUGAGCGCGGAGGAAGUGUCCUUCCCUUCCUCCUCCGGGCCCGGGCCCGGGGUGCCCGGCUGGGGCAUCGCCCUGCUGGUGCUGGUCUGUGUUCUGGUGGCGCUGGCCAUCGUCUAUCUCCUUGCCCUGGCGGUGUGUCAGUGCCGCCGGAAGAACUGUGGGCAGCUGGACAUCUUCCCCACCCGUGAUGCCUACCAUGCGAUGAGCGAGUACCCCACCUACCACACCCACGGGCGCUACGUGCCCCCUGGCACUUCCAAACGGAGCCCUUACGAGGAGGUUUCUGCAGGCAAUGGCGGCAGCGGCCUGUCUUACACGAACCCAGCAGCCACUUCUGCCAACUUGUAGGGGCACGUCGCCCGCUGAGCAUCCGGCCAGUGGCCUCCGUCAUGGUCUUGGGAGCUUCGGGGAAGCAGUGGCCCGCCCCCUUUUCCUGGACUGGUGAGCUGGGAGUUCCAGGGGGCUAUGCGUCCCUAACCCAGCUCAGCCCCGGGGAGCCCAUCCUGGCUCCCAGGGAUGCGCCUGGGGCAGCGGCUCCAGGACUGGCCCAAAGCCCCCCAGUGGGAGUGGGCACCUGUACACAGAAUAAAACGUGGGCCUCCUCCGCUCUGGCUCU